CUUCUCCGUCGUAUUUCGCCGCGUUCGCGUCGUCAGCUUCACUCGACAAGUCGGAAAAAUGGCCACUCGUCUGCUGAGGAUCAGCAGCGCAUUGCGCACGUAUUCCAAUAAAACCAGCCUUGUAAAGGUAUCGGCGCAAUGGCAGUCGACCGCUGCUUCCCUGAAAGAAGCCCUUAUCAAUCAGCCGGCCACGAGAGUGACCACUCUCGACAGCGGGAUGAGAGUCGCCAGCGAGGACAGCGGAGCCGCGACAGCUACUGUUGGUCUCUGGAUAGACUCUGGCAGUCGGUAUGAAACGGACGAGAACAACGGUGUUGCCCAUUUCAUGGAGCAUAUGGCUUUUAAGGGAACUGCUAAACGCUCUCAAACUGACCUCGAGUUAGAAAUAGAGAACAUGGGAGCACACCUGAAUGCUUACACAAGUCGGGAACAAACGGUGUUUUAUGCAAAAUGCCUGUCGCAAGACGUGCCGAAAGCCAUCGAGAUUCUCAGUGAUAUUAUAAAAAAUUCUAAGCUGGGCGAGAGCGAGAUCGAGAGGGAACGCGGCGUUAUCUUGCGCGAGAUGCAGGAAGUCGAGACGAAUUUGCAAGAGGUUGUAUUCGAUCACUUGCACGCCGCUGCGUUUCAAGGUACGUCCUUGGGACGAACGAUACUGGGGCCUACUAAAAAUAUCAAAAGUAUCUCGCGGGACGACCUUCUUACAUACGUGAAAAAUCAUUACGGGCCACCUAGAUUUGUACUAGCUGGUGCCGGCGGUGUAGAUCACAAUCAGCUGAUCGAACUUGCCGAGAAGCAUUUUGGCAAGAUGUCAGGACCGGAUUAUGAUAAAGUUCCAGACUGGAUUAAAUCCUGCCGCUACACUGGCUCUGAAAUAAGAGUACGUGAUGAUACGAUUCCCCUCGCUCAUGUUGCGAUUGCUGUUGAAGGCGCUGGAUGGGCUGAGGCGGACAACAUUCCUCUUAUGGUCGCGAAUACCCUCAUAGGAGGAUGGGAUCGUAGUCAAGGAGGAGGUGUAAAUAACGCGAGCAGUUUAGCUAAAGCUUGUGCAGAAAACGGCUUAUGCCACAGCUACCAGAGUUUCAACACAUGCUACAAAGAUACAGGACUUUGGGGUAUAUACUUUGUUUGUGAUCCUAUGCAGUGUGAGGAUAUGACAUCGUACAUUCAGCAUGAAUGGAUGAAACUGUGCACGUCGGUUUCUGAAAAGGAUGUGACACGUGCAAAGAAUAUUCUGAAAACCAACAUGUUCUUGCAACUGGAUGGAACCACUGCCAUUUGUGAAGACAUUGGCCGUCAAAUGUUAUGUUACAAUCGCCGUAUUCCACUCCACGAGCUCGAGAUGAGGAUAGAUAGCGUAACUGCUGACACUAUUCAAAAUGUUGGCAUGAAAUACAUUUUCGAUCACUGUCCAGUGAUCGCGGCAGUUGGUCCAGUUGAAAAUUUACCGGAUUACAAUAAUAUUCGUGGAGCUAUGUAUUGGCUCAGGGUGUAACCAUCUUCGAGCAUCAGUCAUCAAUAAAUUUUAGCAAAUUAGAAAUAAAAGUACGACACGCUUAUGCCUGCCCUACUUCCGAUAAAAUGUCCAUACAACUCGAUAAUACUAAUAAAUUCAGUUUCCAAUAACAAUAUAAGAAUUGUGUCUUUCACUAUAUGAGAUUGUAGUUUUAUUUGGCCAUACAUUUACCAAAUGUUCAUCGAUGUAUAUUGUCUGGCGAAAAUAAACAGUCGAAAAUACGUUUUGCA
This is a messenger RNA of Vollenhovia emeryi, 1743 nucleotides long. It is a transcript of the gene UQCR-C1, whose product is annotated as mitochondrial-processing peptidase subunit beta. The transcript has 7 exons. Gene Ontology annotation, molecular function: metal ion binding; metalloendopeptidase activity. The record is from RefSeq and is a predicted model, not a curated record. Gene Ontology annotation, cellular component: mitochondrion. Lineage: Eukaryota; Metazoa; Arthropoda; Insecta; Hymenoptera; Formicidae. The coding region runs from base 59 to 1492 and encodes 477 amino acids.